AUGUGCUGUGAAAUUGAUUAUAUUGAUGAUUUGACUUUGAAAUCUUUAUCUGCUACUCGAUGGGAAAGUCAUAUAGAAAGUGUUAAAGCUAUCAAAACUGAAGUUGGCCAAAUUAGAGAUGCUUUAGUACAAUUGGCUCAAGUAAGUGAGGAUGGAAGAGUGUGUAGGGAAGCCGAGUCUUUGGUUAAUGUUAGCAAGAAGUUACAGUCUAAAGAUAUGUUUCUUGAUGUUGCAAUACAAAAUCUAAAGAGAUUAGUUGAAUAUUUUGAAAAAUAUUGGGAAAGCGGGUUUACAUGUGCCAUUCGUGAAGCUAAAGAAGGUUUAAUGGCGGGGACCUCAUGGCUCCGUGGUCCAUAUUUCGUGAAGCUAAAGAGAUUGCAAUUACGAACCAGAUUUGAACAAAUGCAAGAAUUUGAAUCUAUGUUUGAUGGGCGAAAUUUGGUUACUUUACAUGAUGACGAGUUAAAAAAAUGUUGUUUGAACCAUGAACUUGCUUUAACAAAUGGUAAUGAUUUUGAUAUUGAUGGCGAAUAUUUGUUUAUGGAGUUACAAAUUUUGCAGGGAAUGCUACCAGAAGAGGCAUCUAAAAGUGGAAAUCCUUGGAUAUCGAUACAAAUUAUGGAGUUCGCAAAGAAAAUGGACAUGUUUCCACAUGUCUUGCUUGCUUACAGGAUACUAUUGACCGUACCGGUGACCGUAGCAUCUGCAGAAAGAAGCUUUUCAAAGUUAAAGUUGUUGAAGUYRUAUCUACGGUCUACCAUGAGUCAAGAAAGAUUGAACGGGCUAGCAAUCUUGAGUAUUGAGA
Molecule: messenger RNA, 805 nt
Organism: Cynara cardunculus var. scolymus (artichoke)
Lineage: Eukaryota; Viridiplantae; Streptophyta; Magnoliopsida; Asterales; Asteraceae
Exons: 4
Molecular function (GO): protein dimerization activity
Source: RefSeq, a predicted model, not a curated record